Molecule: messenger RNA, 1415 nt
Organism: Polychytrium aggregatum
Lineage: Eukaryota; Fungi; Chytridiomycota; Chytridiomycetes; Polychytriales
Exons: 1
Coding region: 139-1329 (396 amino acids)
Source: RefSeq, a predicted model, not a curated record
UCCGGGCCGAAUACCAUACCAACACUAGCUGGUCAAGUGUUGCCCUCUCCUUCCUUUCCGGGCCGAAUACCAUACCAACACUAGCUGGUCAAGUGUUGCCCAAAUGCUCAUUGUCCAGGGACGGGCUGCCUGGACAAUAUGACCAUAUUCGUCGCCGAUACUCAUUGCACAGGGACGAGCUGGAUCGACCUUGGUGCAUUCCAGGCGACCCAUGGUGGAGAUGCGCUGGUUCCAAGUGAAUAUUUCGCACUGUGCAUCGUCAGAUCACAGACGACGCUCGCCAUGUCGGCCGUCGUGCGCUUCAUGGGUCAUACGAUCCGCUACCGCCACUGCCAGCUCAUCACUGGCCCUGAAUUCCAAGUCUGUGUGCAAGAUUGCUUCAAGGCGCUCUAUCCAUGCGACUCGGUCUUCCUGCGCAAUAUCUCCAAAAAGUACGAUACCAUGCUGGGUGGCAGCAAGGCUCGCUACCACCACGCCAAGGGGGAGCUCGUUUUCGCUCCCAUCCAUCUGCUCGAGUCGCUGUUGAAGCGAUUCGCACCGCGAAACUCGGGCAAGAGCGUGCACAUCGACGCUCUCAUGAACUCGCUCACCCCGUCGCAUUCGGUCGACGACACCGAGAGCACCGCUGUUUCGUGUGAAGAGGUCAUCGACACGCAAAAGCCGGCAGUGUCGCUCCAUGACGAACGCAGCCACCAGCGCCUCGUUCCGUGGUCCAACACGACCACUUCGGAAUGCAGAAGCGAUCCGUUCACACCUCUCAGUCCUGACGAAGCCAGCAAGCCCUUCAAGAACGUCAAUCCCAGCGGCGGCCGAGAUCAGUCCCUCUUUGGGGGAAGCUGCGUCUACGUCGUGCUCGUGGGAACGCUUGGUGACUGGAUCGUCAUCAAAUUUGGCUGCACUGACAAUCUCGAGAGGCGAAUGCAGGAGCACACCCAGUCGAUGGGUCCUGUCAGAAUCAUCGGCGCCAUCCCCACACCUCACUACAGGCACGUCGAGCGAUAUUUCAGCCAGCAUUUCAGGGGCGGCAUGCGCAUCAGUGCGAGCUUCAAGGGUGCCUCUGGUCGCAGCAAAAUGCAGACAGAGCUCUUUCGAAUGCCACCAGAGUUGUUCGAUCCCAAGGCCAUCGCAGAAUUCCUGCUCCACUCGGCUGUGAGCGUCGAGCAGGAGCUGGGGAUGACGUCUGAGCAGCUGCGAAUCGAGGAGUUCAAGUACAAGCAGCGCAUCGCAGAGGCAGAGAUCGAGAAGGAAAAGACCAAGCACAAGCUGAUCGACCUCUACGCCCGGGGCGACAUCAGCGCCCCCAUCUCUCGUCUCAUCGCUGAUCGCUGAGCAAGCCCAGUGGUUCAGCUGCUCGAGGACGCCUUACACCACCUGUCAGGCGCUUUUGAUUGGCCAAUGUACGAGAUGGAUCAGCA